Chrysemys picta bellii (western painted turtle) is the source of this 8228-nucleotide messenger RNA. RefSeq names its product sodium voltage-gated channel alpha subunit 4 (gene SCN4A). Gene Ontology annotation, biological process: sodium ion transmembrane transport; membrane depolarization during action potential; neuronal action potential. Gene Ontology annotation, cellular component: voltage-gated sodium channel complex; axon; plasma membrane. Lineage: Eukaryota; Metazoa; Chordata; Testudines; Emydidae. The record is from RefSeq and is a predicted model, not a curated record. Gene Ontology annotation, molecular function: protein binding; voltage-gated sodium channel activity.
CCCUUCCCAAGAGGCCAGGCAGAGGGUUUCUGAGAGCAGAAUGAGAAGAUGGCAAUCCCGCCACAUGUACCCGGUCCUGAUAAUCUCCGCCCGUUCACCCGCGAGUCCCUCGCUGCCAUAGAGCAGCGGAUUGCUGAGGCGGAAGCGCUCAAGAUCAAACGGCAGCAUGUGGAAGUGCAUGAGGAAGAAGAGCUGAAGGCCAGCAGCGAUUUGGAAGCUGGGAAACCCCUCCCACGCAUUUACGGGGACCUGCCUCCAGAACUCAUCGGGGUGCCCUUGGAAGACCUAGACCCCUUCUACAAUGAUAAAAAGACAUUCAUCGUCCUAAACAAAGGAAAAGCAAUCUUCCGGUUCAGCACAACCCCGGCCCUAUACAUGCUAGGACCCUUCAAUCCUCUCAGGAGAGGUGCCAUCAAAGUGCUUAUACAUUCAUUAUUCAGCAUGUUUAUCAUGAUCACCAUUUUGACCAACUGUGUGUUCAUGGCAAUGAGCGACCCACCACCAUGGGCCAAGAACGUGGAAUAUACCUUCACUGGGAUAUACACCUUCGAGUCCAUGAUAAAGAUAGUAGCCAGAGGAUUUUGCAUUGACCAAUUUACAUUCCUACGCGACCCAUGGAACUGGCUGGAUUUCAGUGUUAUCGUUAUGGCUUACACCACAGAGUUUGUGGAUUUGGGAAAUGUCUCAGCUCUACGAACGUUCCGUGUCCUCCGCGCACUGAAAACAAUCACCGUGAUUCCAGGGCUGAAGACAAUUGUUGGGGCUUUGGUACAGUCCGUGAAGAAGCUCUCUGACGUCAUGAUUCUCACCGUCUUCUGUCUGAGUGUUUUUGCACUGGUUGGCCUUCAGUUGUUCAUGGGGAACCUUCGGCAAAAAUGUGUCAGGUGGCCGCCCCCUAUAAAUGAUACUUUGCAAGAGGACUUCUUUGGAAUGGACAAUGACACGUUCACUAACUCAACUCUCUACGGCAACACAACUGGGUUGAGUAAUGGGACUUUUGACUGGGAUUCUUACAUCAACGAUGAAGGGAAUUUCUACUUUCUGGAGGGCUCGCUGGAUGCUCUGCUCUGCGGGAACAGCAGUGACGCCGGGAAGUGCCCUGAAGGAUACAUGUGUAUGAAAGCAGGAAGGAAUCCGAACUAUGGCUAUACCAGCUAUGACACUUUUAGCUGGGCUUUCCUUUCCCUCUUCCGCCUCAUGACUCAGGACUUUUGGGAGAAUCUCUUCCAGCUGACCCUCCGCGCCGCUGGGAAAACGUACAUGAUCUUCUUUGUGGUGGUCAUAUUCCUUGGUUCCUUCUACCUCAUCAACCUGAUCCUGGCUGUUGUAGCGAUGGCCUACGCCGAGCAAAACGAUGCUACCAUGCUGGAGGAGCAGCAGAGAGAGGAGGAGUUUCAGCAGCUCCUGGAGCAGCUGAAGAAACAUCAGGAGGAACAAGAGAAACUGUUACGAGACCGUAAAUCAAGCGGCAGCUCCCAGAGCAGCAGCGCAGUGGAGAAGAAGACAGGGGACUCUGCCCCAGCUGCGGCUAACAACCAAGGCAAAUCCAAAGACUGCAACGGGCGAGUCAUACCCAGGGUCAUGCUGGAGCGCUCGGCGACGGUUGAGGAACCAAGUCCUGUGGAUGAGCAAGGCAAGUCCGAUCCUGAUCACGUGCUAGCAGGCAGCCAAGACGGGCCUGGUCUCCAGCAGAGAGCAGAGAGCGCAGUCAGCAUGAUCUCUAACACCAUGGAAGAGCUAGAGGAAGCUCACCAGAAAUGUCCGCCCUGGUGGUAUAAAUUUGCCCAUACAUUCCUGGUCUGGGACUGCUGCCCUCUCUGGCUGAAGCUGAAGGCGUUUGUACGGCUGAUCGUGAUGGACCCGUUUGUUGACCUGGGGAUCACAAUCUGCAUUGUUCUCAACACGCUGUUCAUGGCCAUGGAGCACUACCCGAUGACCGAAGAGUUUGAGAACGUGCUAACUGUGGGGAACCUGGUCUUCACUGGGAUCUUCACCGCGGAGAUGGUGCUAAAGCUCAUAGCCCUGGAUCCCUACGACUACUUCCAGCAGGGGUGGAACAUAUUUGACAGCAUCAUUGUCACCCUGAGCUUGGUGGAGCUGGGCCUGGCCAAUGUGCAGGGGCUCUCUGUGCUCCGAUCCUUCCGCCUGUUGCGAGUUUUCAAGCUUGCCAAGUCCUGGCCGACCCUCAGCAUGCUCAUAAAGAUCAUCGGCAACUCCGUGGGGGCUCUAGGAAACCUCACCCUGGUACUGGCCAUCAUCGUCUUCAUCUUUGCCGUGGUGGGCAUGCAGCUGUUUGGGAAGAGCUAUAAGGAGUGCGUGUGCAAGAUCUCUCUGGACUGCACGCUGCCCCGCUGGCACAUGCACGACUUCUUCCAUGCCUUCCUCAUCAUCUUCCGCAUCCUGUGCGGGGAGUGGAUCGAGACCAUGUGGGACUGCAUGCAGGUGGCUGGCCAGCCCAUGUGCCUCAUUGUCUUCUUGAUGGUCAUGGUCAUCGGGAACCUCGUGGUCCUGAACCUUUUCUUAGCUUUGCUGCUGAGCUCCUUCAGCGCCGAUAGCCUUGCGGCUUCUGAUGAUGAUGGCGAGAUGAACAAUUUGCAGAUUGCUAUUGGCAGGAUCACCAGGGCGAUUGACUUUGUAAAGAGAACUGUCCUCAUGCUACUUCACCUGCGGUGGAAGGAGAAGAGAGAGCCAGCCGAGGAACAAGAGGAUAAUAAGAAAGACAACUAUGUGCUAAACCACAUGGAUUCAGGCCAGGAUUCCAAGUCGGAGUAUAUGGAUGGAGUAGCUGGGAAAGAGCAGUUGUUUGUGGAUGAGCUGGACCACAUGAAUUUCAUUAACAAUCCCAACCUGACUGUCCAAGUGCCCAUUGCCUCUGAGGAGUCCGACCUCUAUGAUGAAGAAACGAGCACUCAGUCAGACACAGAAGAAACCAAGAAGCCGCUGUCUGGCGGCAGUACGUCAUCCAUGUGCAGCACUGUGGAUUACAAGGCGCCAGAGCUGGAGGCGGAGGAGGCUGCAGACGAGGCUGCCGAUGGCCAGGGGCCUGAGGAGUGCUUCACCGAGGCCUGCGUGCGGCGCUUUCCUUUCCUCUACGUCGACAUCACAACCGACAAGGGGAAGAUCUGGUGGAACCUUCGGAAAGCCUGUUUCAAGAUCGUCGAGCACAACUGGUUCGAGACCUUUAUCAUCUUCAUGAUCCUGCUCAGUAGCGGAGCGCUGGCUUUCGAAGACAUCUACAUUGAGCAGCGGAAGGUGAUCCGCACAAUCCUGGAGUACGCUGACAAGGUCUUCUCCUUCGUGUUUGUCCUCGAGAUGCUACUCAAGUGGGUGGCCUAUGGUUUCAAGGUGUAUUUCACCAACGCCUGGUGCUGGCUCGAUUUUCUCAUCGUGGAUGUUUCCAUUAUCAGCUUGACAGCAAACUGGCUGGGCUAUUCCGAACUGGGUGCCAUCAAAUCACUGAGGACUCUGAGGGCUUUGCGACCACUGCGGGCUCUGUCAAGAUUCGAAGGCAUGAGGGUGGUGGUGAACGCCCUGCUGGGUGCCAUCCCCUCCAUUAUGAACGUCCUGCUGGUCUGCUUGAUCUUCUGGCUGAUAUUCAGCAUCAUGGGGGUGAACCUGUUUGCGGGGAAGUACUACCGGUGCAUCAACACCACUACGGACGAGCUCUUUGACAUCAGCGAGGUGAACAACAAAAGCGACUGCCUGGCGCUGCUCCACACCAACCAGGCGCGCUGGGUCAACGUCAAGGUCAACUUCGACAACGUGGGCUUGGGCUACCUGUCCCUGCUGCAGGUGGCCACCUUCAAAGGCUGGAUGGACAUCAUGUAUGCGGCCGUGGACUCCCGCGAGAUCGAAGAACAGCCACUGUAUGAGACCAACCUCUACAUGUACAUCUACUUCGUCAUCUUCAUCAUCUUCGGCGCCUUCUUCACCCUCAACCUCUUCAUCGGCGUCAUUAUCGACAACUUCAACCAGCAAAAGAAAAAGUUUGGAGGGAAGGACAUCUUCAUGACGGAGGAGCAGAAGAAAUACUACAACGCCAUGAAAAAGCUUGGAUCAAAGAAGCCCCAGAAGCCAAUCCCCAGGCCCCACAACAAAUGUCAGGGGCUGGUUUUUGACUUUGUGACAAAGCAAGCUUUUGACAUCAUCAUCAUGGUCCUGAUUUGUCUUAACAUGGUGACCAUGAUGGUUGAAACAGACGACCAAAGCCCAACCAAAAUCAACGUCCUCUACAACAUCAACAUGAUUUUCAUCGUCAUCUUCACGGGCGAGUGCUUGCUCAAAAUGUUCGCCUUGCGCUAUUACUACUUCACCAUUGGCUGGAACAUCUUCGACUUUGUGGUGGUCAUCCUCUCCAUCGGAGGUAUCGUCCUUUCCGACAUCAUAGAGAAGUACUUUGUGUCCCCCACCCUCUUCAGGGUGAUCAGGUUGGCAAGAAUUGGGCGUGUUCUGCGGCUGAUCCGAGGAGCAAAAGGAAUCCGGACUCUCUUGUUUGCUUUAAUGAUGUCUCUCCCUGCUUUGUUCAAUAUCGGCCUCCUGCUGUUCUUGGUGAUGUUCAUCUACUCCAUCUUCGGGAUGUCCAACUUUGCUUACGUCAAGAAGGAGUCUGGGAUCGACGACAUCUUCAAUUUCGAGACGUUUGGAAACAGCAUCAUCUGUUUGUUUCAGAUCACGACGUCUGCCGGGUGGGAUGGUCUCCUCAACCCUAUCCUGAACAGUGGCCCACCAGACUGCGACCCUAACUUGGAGAAUCCCGGAAGUUCAGUAAAAGGAGACUGUGGCAACCCGUCUAUUGGCAUCUGCUUUUUCUGCACCUACAUCAUCAUCUCCUUUCUGAUCGUUGUGAACAUGUACAUCGCCAUCAUCCUGGAGAACUUCAAUGUGGCUACAGAGGAGAGCAGCGAACCGCUCUGUGAAGAUGACUUCGAAAUGUUCUAUGAAACGUGGGAGAAGUUUGAUCCAGAUGCCACCCAGUUUAUCACGUACAGCGUGUUGUCGGAUUUUGUAGACACCCUGCAAGAGCCACUCAAGAUUGCCAAACCAAACAAGAUUAAAUUAAUCACCAUGGAUUUACCGAUGGUUGUCGGAGAUAAAAUCCACUGUCUGGAUAUUCUCUUUGCGCUGACUAAAGAAGUGCUGGGUGACUCAGGGGAAAUGGACGGCUUGAAAACCACAAUGGAGGAGAAAUUCAUGGCUGCCAACCCAUCCAAGGUUUCCUAUGAACCCAUCACUACGACUUUGAAAAGGAAGCACGAAGAAGUCUGUGCCAUAAAAAUCCAAAGAGCCUUCCGAAGGUAUUUACUAAAGCGGUCGAUGAAACAGGCGUCUUAUCUGUACAGGCAUAGUCAAGAGGAGGGCAUCUUUGCAGAGGGAGCACCAGAAAAAGAAGGACUAAUUGUAGACAAAAUGAACAAGAUGUAUGGGAACGGUGAUACACACCUGGAAAUGGCCCCAGGCCUGGCUCUUGCAGCACCAGUUGCAAGCCCAGAGACUCGAGUUGCUCCUAGUGAGGCGAAAAAACGGGAUGGGGAGCGAGAGGUGAAAGAGUCAUUAGUAUAACAGAAAGCACUUUUCAUCUUCCUAUCCUGCAAAGACUCCAUUUGUAUCUCUUCUGCAAGAACGCUCCCAUAUCCCUCUCUGUAGACAGCUAACGCCAUAGUACCGUAUUUCAGACCCAUCUCAACUUUUUAACCAGAACCUCAUAUUCAUCACAGGUUUUAUAAUUCACCGCGACUUGCGGCAUUGAGUAUUUUCCUUCUGAGGUAAAUGUGAAAUCUCUCUAUUGCUGGUGAAAGAGAAGCACUGUACGUUUGAAAAUGGUAUAACCCUGGUAGCGAUGUGUUUCAGAAGUUAACGACUGGGUAUGGCUCUCCUUUUAUUUUCAAAAUUAUUUCUUAAUAUUAUUUCACACUUGAGGUAUUUGCCCCAUUAUUGUUCCUGACGUGCAAUGAAUUCGAGGAGAGAGAUGAGCCAAGUGAAAUAAUAUUAAAAAUAAUUGCAGAAAUGACAAGGUUUUGUGAACAAAAAUCUCCAAUGUCUUAAAAGUAGCACCUUUCUUUUGAAUAGGCGUUAAGGAUUUUUGUUAUAUACAGUAAAAGUGCAAUUAUGUCUUAAAGAUUUGUUUGCAUAGUAAAAAAAAUCUGCAGCUCUAUUCUCAGGGUGAAAUGCCAGCUUUUAACACUCAUCUCCACCAGAAAGCAUUCAGCUCUGAACAGUAGGAACGUCAACUAGUUAUUUCCAUGCUGCUUUUCUGGGUUCCCAUUUAGUCUAGGAACUAGAUUAUGUGAAAGGAAAAUAGCUACCAAAAUAUGGUGGAUGGGGACUAGUUCCCAAAUAUUCCCACUUCUCUCUACAGAAAUACCUCUAGUCCAGCUUCACCAAAUCUUAACUAAUGCACAUCUCCUGGAGCAGGAAAUCUUUGUUCCCAUCAGGUCACGGGCUGCCAUGUGGAGCCAGAUCAGGUGAUAAAACAGUUUGGUUGCACUGGAAUAUUUAUAAUGAAUUGCUUGAUCAGGUACAUUUACAGAAUUGCUAUCUACUCGUGGAAAACCCUGUGCUUUCUUGGUGACCAAUACUUUCCUCCCACCUUAUGAAUUAACAGUCCUCCGGGAGGACAGUAUAUAUCAGGGCAAAACAUAUGUGCAAAGUCUAAAAUAGUAAAGCAAAAAGUCACCUUAGAAAUACUGUUUCCCUUUUCUAAAUCUUAUUGCCAACUCCUCCUCCCAUACACAGUGACCUCUGACUGGGCGGGGAGACUUUUCUAUCACGUCUCUUUAGUGUGGAGUUGGACUUUCUGCUGUGGAAACAGAUGGGGUAGAGUUUCAAAACAGGCCUUCCUAUCUGAUUAGUUUUGACUCCGAAGCCUUUGUCUUGAUCGGUCUGUGGAUUUGCUCAGAGCUGCACCAUCUGGUGUCGAGCUGUGAACUAGAGCAGCAGUCGCGCUGUGUAACGUAAGCUGUAACCAGCUCAGCUUUGGCUAAUGGAAUCACGCUCUUCUGUUCGCUCUGUUCAGAUGAAGUGUCAGAGGUGCCAAAGGGUCACUGAGCAUCACCAGUGGCCAUCACGAAGGGUCCCGGGUCUAGCCAGCCCUGGGCAGCUGGGCCCCUCUCUUGAGAUUUGUUUUCCAGACUCCUGUGGAAGUGGGGGCCUGAUCUUGCAGCCCCAGCUCAGGCCAAGCUCCUAGCGACUCCCUGGCAGGCAGUGAGCAUGGGGGCAGCAUGGCACACUCAGCACGGGUCUCGCUGCAUUCCCCUGCUACCACAAAACACGCCCCAGCCCGUGCUUAGCUUUAAGCCUGGGAGUCGCUCAGUGGGUUUCAAUGGGACCGCUCGCAGGCUCAAGGUUACGCACGCGUUGGGCUGGAGCUGUAUCACUUGAACUUGCCCUUACUGAAGCCAAUGGCAAAAGCUUCCAUUGGUGCAGGCUCAAGCCAUGACUCCUGCCCUUCCCUCCCCGCUGGCGUGGGCGCGCACAGCCUGAGAGCGAAGGGAAUGGUGCUGCUGCAGAGGGUGGAAGGCGGUAGAGAGCCAGCCCCUCCGGAGCACCAGGCUGGGUGGAUUGGGGGAGGUCAGGGGGAGGCAGGGACAUAACCUGAAGAUUCACUGAGCACAAGGGCCCUGCACACAGGUCCCCUGCACAGGGCCGUGCGGCUGCUGGUGCGUCCAUUCCAAUGGCUGUAGCAGCUGUAGAGUGACUCUGCCGGGGCGUCAUGGCAUGGCACGAGGCAGGACUGCGUCCCCAGGCAGAAGCUGGAAGCCCCUCUGGAGGCAGGCAGGGAUUUGGCCCUGCAUGAUUUCUGUGCUGAUAGAACUGUUCUUCCUUCCCGUCGGGUGGAUGUUGUGACUGCGAUUCAGGAACCAAGCAAGGGGAAAUCCCGGCCUGUUGGAGCCAAUCAGUGUUUUGCCACUGACUUAACAAGGGCUGCAAUUCCACCCAGAGUAUGCAGCAACCAGGCUGGGAGCCAGCUGCCCACAGCAGAGACCUGCUGUUAAUGAACAGGCAUUGUUCUUCCUGCCCGGCCUUGGCUGGGUUAUUGUCCCCAAUAACUUUCCCAAGGGCUUGUCCAGUAGAAAAAGGGCGAUUUCUCCUAAUGCAGGGUUCUGCGCAGCAGCCGCAGGGCUGUGUAAUUUUUGGUGGUGCCCAGAACGGUCCAAAUCCCAUCCCCCCGCCCCCCCGCCCCCCAUUUCUAAGGCUCUGGGAGGGAGUUUGGGUGUGGGCUCUGGGCUGGG